Molecule: messenger RNA, 3557 nt
Organism: Scatophagus argus
Lineage: Eukaryota; Metazoa; Chordata; Actinopteri; Scatophagidae
Gene: kif11
Product: kinesin family member 11
Exons: 27
Coding region: 196-3390 (1064 amino acids)
Biological process (GO): mitotic spindle assembly; microtubule-based movement
Cellular component (GO): nucleus; spindle microtubule
Molecular function (GO): ATP binding; plus-end-directed microtubule motor activity; microtubule binding
Source: RefSeq, a predicted model, not a curated record
UAGGAGGUUUGAGUGCGCCAGAGGGUUCUGUGGAAGGAGGCCGUGCUGUCUGAGGAGGCAGAAGAGGACAAAGAUAUUACGUAUAAAUCUUAUUUGUGGUGAAACAAUAAGCGGAUAAUUCGUAGAAACAGAAGGACAUACGUGUGCACCGGCAGUCGACUAAUUUGGCAGAGGAGGACGUCUCUCUCUGCAGCCAUGGCUUCACACAACCUGAGCGGAGUUAAACGGGAUGAGAAGGGGAGAAACAUCCAGGUCGUGGUCCGAUGCAGGCCUUUUAACACGACGGAGCGCAAGUCGUCAUAUGGCGUCAUUGACUGCGAUGCAAACAGGAAGGAGGUGAUGGUGAGGACGGGAGGGAUGAACGACAAGGCGUCACGAAAGACGUACACGUUUGAUAUGGUGUUUGGUCCAGCUGCCAAACAGAUUGAAGUGUACAGGAGCGUCGUUUGUCCCAUUCUGGACGAAGUCAUCAUGGGAUACAACUGCACUGUUUUUGCCUACGGUCAGACUGGGACGGGAAAGACGUUCACCAUGGAGGGCGAGAGGAGUCCCAAUGAGCAGUUCACCUGGGAGGAGGACCCCCUGGCUGGCAUCAUCCCCAGAACCCUGCACCAGAUCUUUGAGAAGCUCUCUGAGAACGGCACCGAGUUCUCAGUGAAAGUCUCGCUGCUGGAGAUCUACAACGAGGAGCUGUUUGACCUGCUCAGCCCCACCGAGGACGUCAACGAGCGGCUGCAGCUCUUUGACGACCCGCGCAACAAGCGAGGCGUAGUGGUGAAGGGUCUGGAGGAGGUGACCGUUCACAACAAGGAUGAAGUUUAUCAGAUCCUCGAGAGAGGAGCCGCCAAGAGGAGGACGGCCUCCACGCUCAUGAACGCCUACUCCAGUCGCUCCCACUCUGUGUUCUCAGUCACCAUUCACAUGAAGGAGAUCACUCUGGACGGAGAGGAGCUGGUGAAGAUCGGCAAACUCAAUCUGGUGGAUCUCGCCGGCAGCGAAAACAUCGGACGUUCGGGUGCGGUGGACAAACGAGCUCGCGAGGCGGGAAACAUCAACCAAUCCCUGCUGACUCUGGGCAGAGUGAUCACCGCGCUGGUGGAGAAAAGGCCCCACGUCCCAUACAGAGAGUCUAAACUGACCAGAAUCCUGCAGGACUCGCUGGGAGGACGAACAAAAACCUCCAUCAUCGCCACCGUUUCGCCGUCUUCCAGCAACCUGGAAGAGACUCUGAGCACGCUGGACUACGCCAGCAGAGCCAAGAACAUCAUGAACAAACCUGAGGUCAACCAGAAACUCACCAAGAGGACACUCAUCAAGGAGUACACGGAGGAGAUCGAGCGUCUGAAACGUGACUUGGCUGCCACUCGGGACAAGAACGGAGUUUAUCUGUCAGCAGAAAACUACGAGAGUAUGAUGGGUCAGAUCACCUCUCAGGACGAGCAAACUGCUGAGCUGACUGACAAGAUUGCUGCCAUGGAGGAGGAACUCAAGAGGGUGACUGAGCUGUUCAUGGACAGUAAAACCAAACUGGAGCAGUGCACCGUGGACCUGGACGAGAAGCAGCAGAGGCUGGCGGAGGCGAGUCAGGACCUGCAGCAGACCAAAGAGAAGCUGAGUGAGGAGGAGCUGAUCUGCUCAGAGCUCAACUCCAUCCAGGAGAGCCUGCACAGCACGGCAGGGCAGCUGCUGAGCACAGCAGACGCCAGCACCAGCGACGUGUCGGGUCUCCACGCCAAGCUGGACAGGAAGAACAAGGUGGAGCAGCACAACAGGCAGAUCCAGCAGAGCUUUGCCGAGCGGAUGGAUGGAGCGUUCAGCAGCAUGCAGCGCUGCGUUCAGCAGCAAGGAGCCGAACACCACAGCAUGAUGAGCAGCUACUCGGAGGCCAUCGACGGUUUGCUGGUGACGAACCACGCGGCACUGAAGGGAGCGCUGACCACCAUGGAGACCUUUGUGGGUGGGGUCGGGCGGCUUGUAGCCGAGGGUGUUGGCCGAUGCCAGGACAGGGUGCAGCAGCAGGAGACGCUCUGUCUGCAGGACAAGGAGACGCUGCUGCAACUGCUGGAGGAGCAUCGACAGGACAUGGAGGAGGCCCUGAUGGCUCGCACUCUGAUGGGUCUGACAGCCGUCCAGGAGCUCAGCGACAGUCUGAGAGCCACAGUGGAGACGCAGCGAACUCUGGCCAACAAGGUGGAGGCGAUGAAGGAGGUGGGCGUGUUCUUCAGCGGCUUGGUUCAGGAGCUGGCCCGGCUGCGGGAGGCCACCGUGCAGGGCCUGAGCUCACUGCAGGCUGAACACGACAAGCUGGAGGACGAGAUCAGACGGGCACAGGAGAGACACCAGGCGGGUAUGAAGCAGACCAUCCAGUGCCUGCAGGACCAGCUCAACCUGCUGACCUUGGAGGCCCAGCAGGACUUCACUGAUCUGUGCUCGGCCUCCAAGUCUCUGCAAAAACCUCUCCAGAUCCUACAGGAGAACCUCAGCAGCGGCUGUGGUGCAGUAGAGAGACGGGCCUCGGCCCAGGCAGAUCUCCUCUCCUCCACCUCCUCCUCUCUGGCCUCCUCUCUUCGUCUGACCACCGAUGAGAGCCAGCAGACGCUGGAGGAGAUGGCAGGCUGCUCCUCUCACCUCCGCAGCUCUGUGUCUGGUCUGCUGGAACGUGAUCUCCAGUGGAGCUCCAGACUCAGGGAGCAUGCAGAGACUCAGGCCCAGGAGCACCAGUCCAUGAUGGGGGUGAUUUUGACUGAAGCUCAGACCCUCCAUCAGAACGUGGAAAGGUGCUGCACAGAACAGCUGCAAACAGCUGGGGAGGAGCUAUCUGGACAGCAGGAGGAGGUGAAACAGGCUCUGACCGCUGUGCAGAACCAGACCUCCCAGAUCCGGACUGUCCUGGACCAACAGCGGGUGGAGCUCCAGGAGCGCAUGGAGACAAACCAACAGCUGGUCCACAGCUUUCUACAGGAAGAGCUGCAGCAGGACGUUCCCACAGGUACCACCCCUCAGCGCCGGGAGUUUGUGUAUCCCAGGCAGCUGAUGAAGUUGCAAAGCCGCUGUGAGCUGCUGGAGAGCCUGAGGAGGCAGCAGAGGGAGCUGCGAGCUGCCAUGGAGGAGGAAGAGGAGGAGCCAGAGGAGGAGGAGGAGGACAAACACAGCCAGGUUGACCACGACUCUCUGGAGGAUGAGCUCAGCACCUGCAACGAAAGUUUGGCCACAGAGCCGUCCUUCAUCGACGAGAACCUUGUCUUCAACGAGAGCAAACGUGUUCCCUUCUUCAAGCAAAAGAAGGGCGGUAAGAAGGAGUCGAAGAUCCCUGCCAGGUCGAAAGCAUCAGAAAGUGAAGCUGCGUCAACGCCUCAGAAGUCCAGACUGCCACUCCGCUGUCAGAAUUAAAACCGUUUAAUGUGUUUUUCUUUUUAAACUGUUAGUGCUGUCCAACUCUUUCUCACCCUUUUAAUCAUUUUAAACAUUAGUGUGUCUCAUGAGCUUUGUUUCAGUAUCAUAAUUGUCUUGACAUUUUCAAGUUAUGUAAAAUUAAAGAGAUUUAUACUUGUUUUAUA